AUGGAGACCGAUGUAGUGAAGGGCUUUGAUGACGUGGUCUUGGAUGCAGUUCUCCAUGAAUAUCAUGACCCGGCACGCGCAGACAAUGCCCGACCAGGCGCUGCUAUCCUUGCAGAUCUCGCUGUCUUGGAGGAAGGGAUGAUUCGAGAAUACGGCAUUGUCAAUUUUCUCCCGCUUAGCGAUACGGAUCCAAUCGUCUUCAUGCAGCAGGCAGAAGGUUCGGAGUCUCGAAAAGCCCUCUGUUAUCAUCAGAUAUACGUUAUGCAUCUGCAAGAGUACGCUAGAAGACUGAGUCUGGCAGCACCUGAAAUCGAAUUGAAUACCGCUAUGUCUGCUUGGUUUGAGGAGCGCUAA
Penicillium atrosanguineum is the source of this 354-nucleotide messenger RNA. RefSeq lists its product as uncharacterized. The record is from RefSeq and is a predicted model, not a curated record. Bases 1 to 354 code for a protein of 117 amino acids. NCBI's taxonomy places the organism in Eukaryota, Fungi, Ascomycota, Eurotiomycetes, Eurotiales, Aspergillaceae. The transcript has a single exon.